AUGUGCUUCCUCUCAGACGGCCUGAGCAUCUUCGCUAGGGCAGAAAGUCAAAACUGCAUAGCUCCUCUUGCGUCGAUAGCUCCCAAUUCUGGCGCCCCAUCCUGCCGACGGAGCCCUGCUGCCACCCUCUCAUCCGCAACUUCCCAGCCUCGGUCGGACUCAUUCGUUUGUGAGUCAUUAGACAAGCCCAAGAGCCUACAACAGACCGAGAAUAUGCCGCUUCUUCCGCUAGUCCAACACACCGUGGCCCACCGGUUCUGA
Molecule: messenger RNA, 261 nt
Organism: Protopolystoma xenopodis
Lineage: Eukaryota; Metazoa; Platyhelminthes; Monogenea; Polystomatidea; Polystomatidae
Source: the annotation of a GenBank genome assembly